AUGGACCUGUUCUCCGCCGCCUGCAAGAACUUUGGUCUGAUCAUCAACACGCAGAAGACGGUGGUCAUGCAUCAACCGCCUUCUCACUCAGCCACACCCCCCAAAGCGCCGCAAAUCAGCGUGAAUGAGACCCAACUGCAAGUGGUGGAGAACUUCCCGUACCUGGGCAGUACCCUCUACUGCAACAACAAGAUCGAUGAGAAAGUCGCCAAGAGGAGCUCGAAAGCCAGUCAAGCAUACGGCCGCCUCCAAAGCACAGUUUGGAAUCGUCAUGGUCUCCAACUGAGCACGAAGCUAAAGAUGUACAAGGCCGUCAUCCUGCCGACGCUGCUGUACAAAGCGGAGACUUGGGCGGUGUACACGAGGCAGGCACGCCGACUGAACCACUUCCACCUCAGUUGUCUCCGUCGCAUCCUGAGGCUGAACUGGCAGGACCGCAUCCCUAACACUGAUGUGAUGGAACGGACGGGAAUUCUCAAUAUCUAUGCCAUGCUGAGACAAAUGCAGCUGCGCUGGAGCGGCCACCCGCCGCCAAAGCGAAACGCGAAGCUCCCAACUCACAACUUCGCCCAGUCCGCAACGCUGACGCACAACCGCUAUCAACGUGUCCUCAAUUUCAACGGACAUUUCGGGCUCGAAUCGGACUUGUUGGACAUCUUCGGAUCAACUGUACCUCGCGGACCGCACCAACCGCCAUCCCUCCACCCGCCUCUUCCCCGUCCUACCUGCCGCCAACUACCUCUGGCAAUUCUUCUGAACCUCCACUUCCGUCCUCCUCCUCCUCCUCCUCCUCUUCUUCUUCCUCCUCCUUCUCCUCCUCCUCCUCCACCACCACCUCCUGCACCUCCUCCUCCUGCUCCUCAACAACUGUCCCAACGAUGGCCGCUCAGGCGGGCGUCUCGCGCAUCACCAAUCCUGACACAAAAACCGACACCACCCCCACUUCCUCGGAUCCAGCGAUGA
This is a messenger RNA of Spirometra erinaceieuropaei, 963 nucleotides long. Lineage: Eukaryota; Metazoa; Platyhelminthes; Cestoda; Diphyllobothriidea; Diphyllobothriidae. The record is from the annotation of a GenBank genome assembly.